This is a messenger RNA of Patiria miniata (bat star), 1220 nucleotides long. RefSeq names its product tigger transposable element-derived protein 6-like. Gene Ontology annotation, molecular function: DNA binding. Lineage: Eukaryota; Metazoa; Echinodermata; Asteroidea; Valvatida; Asterinidae. Gene Ontology annotation, cellular component: nucleus. Bases 24 to 1220 code for a protein of 398 amino acids. The record is from RefSeq and is a predicted model, not a curated record. The transcript has a single exon.
GCUUCAAGGAGCGCCACGGCAUUAUGCAUAAGCAGAUCUGUGGGGAGAGCAACAGAGUCGACCAGGUCACCGUCACCGACUGGUUGAAAGAAACACUUCCCCGCAUUUUGCAUGGGUUCGCACCGAGAGACUUCUUCAACGCCGAUGAGACUGGCCUGUUUUAUCGACUCACCCCCGAUAAAACUAUGGCUUUCAAGGGAGAGCAAUGCCAUGGCGGUAAGCAGAGCAAGGAGCGCAUCACCGUCAUGCUUUGUGCUAACAUGGAUGGCACAGAGAAGCUGAAACCCCUCCUCAUCGGAAAAUUCAAGAAACUUCGCUGCUUCAAGAACGUGACAUAUCUACCAGUCAGCUACCGUGCCAACCGCAAGGCGUGGAUGGUAUCUGAUCUAUGCACUGAGUGGGUUCGCCGUCUAGACAAGAAGUUCACCAGGCAGAAACGGAAAGUUCUUCUUUUCGUAGACAACUGCGCAGCGCAUCCUAAAGUCCCCCACCUGAACUCCAUCACCCUUCAGUUCCUGCCACCGAACACUACAUCACAGCUCCAGCCUAUGGACCAAGGUGUGAUAAUGAACAUGAAGGUUCAUUACCGUCGCAAGCUGCUACAGAGUCUUCUCAAUGCCUACGACGCCAGGGAAGCACCUCAGCCCAUCAACGUCUUGCAGGCCAUCAAUAUGGUUCACACAGCGUGGGGAGCCGUCAAGCAAGAUUGUUUCGCCAACUACUUCCGUAAAGCAGGUUUCGAGCCAGUUCAAGCACCACAACCACAAGUUCAAGAUCAAGACGAAGCCCAAAAUCCAGCCCACGCUCAAGACCAAGAUCCAGCCCAAGACCAAGAUCGCCCAGAUAAUAUCUGGGAACGUCUGGCUCUCCACAUGCACCUACCCAACACUUUCCAAGAGUACGCAACUGCUGAUAAAGAUCUUCAGGUGACAGACGAGCCAAGUGAUGAGGAGAUUUCGGCGGAGAUAACAGCAGAGAGAGCAGGCGAUGGUCCAGAUGACGACGAGGAGGAGGCGGCGGCGGAAGCAGAGGAGGCCCAGAAAGAACAACUCACUGUCCGGCAGUGCAUCAACAUGAUGACUCAAGUGCAACACUUCCUUUGCACUCGGGCCAACAUGACAGAUGAGGUCUACCACAACGCAGCUGGCAUCAUGGACUACCUGUCAGAGGAGCAGCUUGGGACGAGCAUCCAGAGGAGAAUCACCGACUUUUUCCAGUAG